Molecule: messenger RNA, 14444 nt
Organism: Rhineura floridana
Lineage: Eukaryota; Metazoa; Chordata; Lepidosauria; Squamata; Rhineuridae
Gene: DYNC1H1
Product: dynein cytoplasmic 1 heavy chain 1
Exons: 78
Coding region: 159-14123 (4654 amino acids)
Biological process (GO): microtubule-based movement
Cellular component (GO): dynein complex
Molecular function (GO): ATP binding; ATP hydrolysis activity; dynein light intermediate chain binding
Source: RefSeq, a predicted model, not a curated record
GAGCUGUCAGUGAGAGGCGGUGGUUAAAGAACGGUGGAGCGGGUGCGGCGGGUUCAGUGCUAAGUCACCGAACUCAGCGGUCGGAAGAGUCCAGCAGAGCUGCGAUUAUCUCUGCUGCUUUCGGUCAGUAGCGGGGAAGAAUCCUACCACCAGCAGCCAUGUCCGAUUCGGGAGGCGGAGGCGGCGGGGGGGGAGGCGGCGGCGGCGGCGAAGAUGGCGGGCUGGAAGUGACCGGCUCUGCCGUGCAGAAUGUGGCGGAUGUCUCGGUGCUGCAGAAGCACCUGCGCAAGCUGGUGCCGCUCCUGCUGGAGGACGGCGGGGAGGCGACCGCCGCGCUGGAAGCGGCGCUGGAGGAAAAAGGCGCCGUGGAGCAGAUGCGUAAAUUCCUCUCGGACCCGCAAGUCCACGCCGUGCUGGUCGAGCGCUCCACCCUCAAGGAGGAUGUUGGUGAUGAAGGAGAGGAAGAAAAAGAAUUUAUUUCGUAUGGUAUAAGCACUGACAUUCAUUAUGGGAUAAAGUCCAACAGUUUGGCAUUCAUUAAACGAACACCAGUAAUCGAUGCAGAUAAGCCUGUGUCCUCACAGCUCCGAGUUCUUACCCUCAGUGAAGACUCUCCUUAUGAAACAUUGCAUUCCUUCAUUAGCAAUGCUGUUGCUCCCUUCUUUAAGUCCUACAUCAGAGAGUCUGGCAAAGCAGACAGGGAUGGUGAUAAAAUGGCUCCCUCCGUUGAGAAAAAAAUUGCUGAACUGGAAAUGGGGCUUCUGCAUCUGCAGCAGAAUAUUGAAAUACCAGAGAUUAGCUUGCCAAUUCAUCCAAUUAUUACCAAUGUUGCUAAGCAGUGCUAUGAGCGUGGAGAAAAGCCAAAGGUUACUGACUUUGGUGAUAAAGUCGAAGACCCAACUUUUCUCAAUCAGCUGCAGUCUGGAGUUAACCGGUGGAUUAGAGAGAUCCAAAAGGUGACCAAACUAGAUCGGGAUCCUGCAUCAGGCACUGCUUUGCAAGAAAUCAGCUUCUGGCUGAACUUGGAACGUGCUCUGUACCGUAUUCAAGAGAAGCGUGAAAGCCCUGAAGUCCUCCUAACUUUAGAUAUCUUGAAACAUGGCAAACGUUUUCAUGCUACAGUCAGCUUUGAUACAGAUACAGGUCUAAAACAGGCAUUGGAGACAGUAAAUGACUACAAUCCAUUGAUGAAAGACUUCCCUCUAAAUGACUUGUUGUCCGCUACUGAACUCGAUAAAAUAAGGCAGGCUUUGGUUGCAAUAUUCACUCACCUGAGAAAAAUCAGAAAUACAAAGUACCCUAUUCAAAGGGCACUACGCUUAGUAGAGGCCAUUUCGAGAGACCUGAGCUCCCAGCUACUCAAGGUGCUGGGGACACGAAAGCUGAUGCAUGUUGCCUAUGAAGAAUUUGAGAAGGUCAUGGUUGCAUGCUUUGAAGUCUUCCAGACUUGGGAUGAUGAAUAUGAGAAACUGCAAGUGUUGCUGAGAGACAUUGUGAAAAGAAAGAGAGAAGAGAAUCUGAAGAUGGUGUGGCGUAUCAAUCCUGCUCACAGAAAGCUGCAGGCUCGUCUUGACCAAAUGCGGAAGUUUCGACGCCAACAUGAGCAACUGAGAGCAGUUAUUGUGAGAGUGUUAAGACCUCAGGUGACUGCAGUGGCCCAGCAAAAUCAGGGAGAGGUACCUGAACCCCAGGAUAUGAAAGUAGCAGAAGUGCUGUUUGAUGCUGCUGAUGCUAAUGCAAUUGAAGAAGUAAACCUUGCUUAUGAGAACGUUAAAGAAGUAGAUGGUUUGGAUGUUUCCAAAGAAGGCACAGAGGCCUGGGAAGCUGCAAUGAAGCGAUAUGAUGAAAGGAUUGAUAGAGUUGAGACACGCAUUACUGCUCGCCUAAGAGACCAGCUGGGCACAGCAAAGAAUGCCAAUGAAAUGUUCAGGAUCUUCUCCAGGUUCAAUGCUCUGUUUGUCAGGCCCCAUAUCAGAGGUGCUAUCCGUGAAUACCAAACACAAUUGAUCCAGCGUGUGAAAGAUGACAUAGAGUCACUUCAUGACAAAUUCAAAGUGCAGUAUCCACAAAGUCAGGCUUGCAAAAUGAGUCAUGUUCGGGACUUGCCUCCAGUAUCGGGCUCUAUAAUCUGGGCUAAACAAAUUGACAGGCAGCUCACAGCCUACAUGAAGCGUGUUGAAGAUGUCCUUGGAAAGGGUUGGGAGAACCACGUGGAAGGCCAAAAGCUGAAGCAGGAUGGAGACAGCUUCCGCAUGAAGCUUAACACUCAAGAAAUAUUUGACGAUUGGGCCAGGAAGGUUCAGCAGCGUAACCUUGGUGUCUCUGGCCGCAUUUUCACCAUUGAAAGCACCCGUGUUCGAGGCCGAACAGGAAAUGUCCUCAAGCUAAAGGUCAACUUCCUCCCAGAAAUAAUAACCUUGUCAAAAGAAGUCCGUAACCUCAAGUGGCUUGGUUUCCGUGUUCCUCUUGCAAUAGUCAACAAAGCUCACCAAGCAAAUCAGCUCUAUCCUUUUGCUAUUUCUCUGAUAGAAAGUGUCCGUACAUACGAACGGACCUGUGAAAAGGUGGAAGAGCGGAACACCAUUUCCCUCUUAGUUGCAGGUCUGAAGAAGGAAGUGCAGGCUUUGAUUGGGGAAGGCAUUGCUCUGGUGUGGGAAUCGUACAAACUUGACCCAUAUGUCCAACGACUGGCAGAGACGGUCUUCAACUUCCAGGAAAAGGUGGAUGACUUGCUUAUCAUAGAGGAGAAAAUAGACCUGGAAGUCAGAUCCUUGGAAACUUGCAUGUAUGAUCACAAAACCUUUUCAGAAAUUUUAAACAGAGUUCAAAAAGCUGUGGAUGAUUUGAAUCUUCAUUCCUAUUCCAACUUGCCCAUCUGGGUUAAUAAGCUAGAUAUGGAGAUUGAGAGAAUCCUGGGAGUUCGUCUGCAAGCUGGGCUGAGAGCAUGGACACAAGUACUACUUGGUCAAGCAGAUGACAAAGCAGAAGUUGACAUGGACACAGAUGCUCCACAAGUCAGCCAUAAGCCAGGUGGAGAGCCGAAGAUCAAAAAUGUUGUGCAUGAAUUGCGAAUAACCAACCAGGUAAUCUACUUGAAUCCACCAAUUGAAGACUGCAGAUACAAACUCUUCCAAGAACUAUUUGCUUGGAAGAUGGUAAUACUGUCACUCCCUAGAAUCCAAAGUCAAAGAUAUCAGGUGGGUGUACACUAUGAGUUAUCAGAAGAAGAAAAAUUCUACCGUAAUGCAUUGACACGGAUGCCUGAUGGCCCUUCAGCACUUGAAGAGUCUUACUCUGCAGUCAUGGGGAUUGUAACAGAGGUUGAACAAUAUGUUAAGGUUUGGCUCCAGUAUCAAUGUUUAUGGGAUAUGCAAGCUGAGAAUAUCUACAACCGCCUUGGAGAGGACUUAAAUAAGUGGCAAGCACUCUUGGUUCAGAUAAGAAAAGCCAGAGGAACCUUUGACAAUGCAGAAACCAGGAAAGAAUUUGGACCUGUUAUCAUAGACUAUGGAAAGGUGCAAUCCAAAGUAAACUUGAAGUAUGAUUCCUGGCAUAAGGAAGUGCUCAGCAAAUUUGGUCAAAUGCUGGGCCAAAACAUGACAGAAUUCCAUUCUCAAAUUUCCAAGUCACGUCAAGAGCUGGAGCAGCAUUCAGUAGACACAGCUAGCACAUCGGAUGCAGUUACAUUCAUCACAUAUGUGCAAUCACUGAAACGCAGAAUCAAGCAAUUUGAGAAACAAGUUGAGCUAUACCGUAAUGGCCAGCGCUUGCUUGAGAAGCAGAGAUUCCAGUUUCCUUCAUCCUGGUUGUACAUUGAUAACAUUGAGGGAGAAUGGGGUGCUUUCAAUGACAUCAUGCGUCGAAAGGAUUCUGCCAUUCAGCAGCAAGUAGCAAACCUACAAAUGAAAAUUGUUCAGGAGGAUCGAGCAGUGGAGAGCCGCACAGUUGACUUGUUGACAGACUGGGAGAAAACAAAGCCUGUAACAGGUAACCUGCGUCCAGAGGAGGCUCUCCAAGCGCUUACCAUCUACGAAGGAAAAUUUGGGAGGUUGAAGGACGACCGUGAGAAGUGUGCAAAGGCCAAGGAAGCUCUAGAACUUACAGAUACAGGACUGCUCAGUGGUAGUGAAGAACGUGUUCAGGUUGCUUUAGAAGAGCUGCAAGACCUUAAAGGAGUCUGGUCUGAACUUUCUAAGGUCUGGGAACAGAUUGAUCAAAUGAAGGAGCAACCUUGGGUUUCAGUACAACCCCGCAAGCUUCGACAAAGUUUAGAUGGUUUAUUAAACCAACUGAAAAAUUUCCCUGCUCGCUUACGGCAAUAUGCCUCCUAUGAAUAUGUUCAGAGACUCCUGAAGGGUUAUAUGAAGAUAAACAUGCUGGUGAUAGAGCUCAAGUCAGAGGCUCUGAAAGAUCGUCACUGGAAACAACUGAUGAAGAGGCUGCAUGUGAAUUGGGUGGUUUCUGAACUAACCCUGGGACAGAUUUGGGAUGUUGAUUUGCAGAAGAAUGAACUGAUUGUGAAAGAUGUGCUGCUUGUAGCACAGGGAGAGAUGGCCCUGGAAGAAUUCUUGAAGCAGAUACGUGAAGUGUGGAACACGUAUGAGCUGGAUUUGGUUAACUACCAGAACAAAUGUCGAUUGAUUCGUGGAUGGGAUGACCUUUUCAACAAAGUCAAAGAACACAUCAACAGUGUUUCUGCAAUGAAGCUCUCUCCAUACUACAAGGUGUUUGAAGAAGAUGCCCUUAGCUGGGAAGACAAGCUGAAUCGUAUCAUGGCACUCUUUGAUGUCUGGAUUGAUGUCCAGAGGCGCUGGGUUUACCUGGAAGGCAUCUUCACUGGUAGUGCUGAUAUCAAGCAACUGCUGCCUGUUGAAACACAGAAGUUCCAAAGCAUCAGUACAGAGUUCCUGGCCCUCAUGAAAAAGGUGUCCAAAUCUCCUCUGGUCAUGGAUGUUUUGAAUAUUCAGGGUGUACAGAGGUCACUGGAAAGAUUAGCAGACUUGCUUGGAAAGAUCCAGAAGGCGUUGGGAGAGUAUCUGGAGAGAGAGAGAGCUUCUUUCCCUCGGUUUUACUUUGUUGGCGAUGAAGACUUGCUCGAAAUCAUAGGGAACAGCAAGAAUGUAGCUAAACUGCAGAAACACUUCAAGAAGAUGUUUGCUGGAGUGUCAAGUAUCAUCCUUAGUGAGGACAACUCGAUUGUGCUGGGAAUAUCUUCCCGUGAGGGAGAGGAGGUGCUGUUCAAAACUCCUGUGUCAAUCACUGAGCAUCCAAAGAUUAAUGAGUGGCUCACACUUGUUGAGAAAGAAAUGAGAGUCACCCUUGCCAAACUGCUUGCUGAGUCUGUCACUGAAGUUGAAAUCUUUGGCAAAGCAACCUCUAUUGAUCCAGCUACUUACAUCUCCUGGAUUGACAAGUAUCAGGCGCAGCUUGUUGUCCUGUCAGCCCAGAUUGCCUGGUCAGAAAAUGUGGAGUCUGCUUUGAAUGGCAUGGGCGGAGGAGGUGACAGUACUCCUCUGCAAUCUGUGCUGACCAAUGUUGAAGUCACCCUGAAUGUGCUUGCCGACUCUGUGUUGAUGGAGCAGCCGCCUCUCCGCAGAAGAAAACUGGAGCACCUGAUCACUGAACUGGUCCACCAGAGAGAUGUUACGAGAUCCCUGAUUAAAAGCAGAAUUGACAACUCCAAAUCCUUUGAUUGGCUGAGCCAGAUGAGGUUCUACUUUGACCCUAAACAGACUGAUGUACUGCAGCAACUGUCCAUUCAGAUGGCAAAUGCCAAAUUCAACUAUGGCUUUGAAUACCUUGGUGUUCAGGAUAAACUGGUACAGACUCCUCUUACUGAUCGCUGUUACCUGACCAUGACACAAGCUUUGGAGGCCAGGCUGGGAGGCUCUCCAUUUGGGCCUGCUGGAACUGGUAAAACAGAAUCUGUUAAGGCUCUUGGACACCAGCUUGGACGAUUUGUUCUCGUUUUCAACUGUGAUGAAACAUUUGACUUCCAGGCAAUGGGCCGCAUCUUUGUGGGUCUCUGCCAAGUGGGUGCAUGGGGCUGCUUUGAUGAAUUCAACAGGCUUGAGGAGCGAAUGCUUUCUGCUGUCUCUCAGCAGGUCCAGUGCAUCCAAGAAGCCUUGCGAGAACAUUCAAAUCCGAACCACGAUAAAUCUGCCAACCCCAUUACCUGUGAGUUGCUGAACAAGCAAGUGAAAGUAAGUCCAGACAUGGCAGUCUUCAUCACCAUGAACCCUGGCUAUGCCGGUAGAUCAAAUCUCCCAGACAACUUGAAGAAACUGUUCCGGAGCUUGGCCAUGACGAAGCCUGACCGUCAACUGAUUGCCCAGGUCAUGUUAUAUUCCCAGGGAUUUCGGACAGCUGAAGUGCUCGCCAACAAGAUUGUCCCAUUCUUCAAAUUAUGCGAUGAGCAGCUCUCCUCUCAAAGCCAUUAUGACUUUGGUUUGAGAGCCCUGAAGAGCGUUCUGGUCAGUGCAGGCAAUGUGAAGAGAGAGAGGAUUCAGAGGAUAAAACGGGAGAAGGAAGAGCGUGGCGAAGUUGUUGAUGAAGGAGAAAUUGCUGAGAACUUACCAGAACAAGAGAUCCUGAUCCAGAGUGUCUGUGAAACAAUGGUACCCAAACUGGUUGCAGAAGACAUACCGCUGCUGUUUAGUCUCUUGUCCGAUGUAUUCCCUGGCAUUCAGUAUCACCGUGGAGAAAUGACUGCCCUGCGGGAAGAACUUAAGAAGGUCUGUCAGGAAAUGUACCUAACAUACGGCGAUGGAGAAGACAUUGGCAGCAUGUGGGUUGAAAAGGUUCUUCAGCUCUACCAAAUUACCCAGAUCAAUCAUGGCUUGAUGAUGGUGGGCCCUUCUGGAAGUGGAAAGACCAUGGCUUGGAGAGUGCUUCUGAAAGCACUGGAGAGACUGGAGGGUGUGGAAGGCAUAGCACACAUCAUCGAUCCCAAAGCGAUCAGCAAAGACCAUCUGUACGGCACUCUGGAUCCCAACACUAGGGAGUGGACAGAUGGAUUGUUUACGCAUGUCUUGAGAAAGAUUAUAGAUAAUGUGAGAGGGGAGCUGCAGAAACGACAAUGGAUCAUCUUCGAUGGAGAUGUGGAUCCCGAGUGGGUUGAGAAUUUGAACUCUGUUUUGGAUGACAACAAGCUGCUGACACUGCCAAAUGGAGAACGUCUGAGUCUUCCACCAAAUGUCCGCAUCAUGUUUGAAGUUCAAGAUUUGAAAUAUGCUACUCUGGCCACAGUAUCUAGAUGUGGCAUGGUUUGGUUCAGUGAAGAUGUUCUAAGUACUGACAUGAUUUUCAAUAACUUCCUGGCCAGACUGAGGAGCAUCCCUCUGGACGAAGGUGAAGAGGAAGCUCAACGUAGGAGAAAGGGCAAAGAAGAUGAAGGGGAAGAAGCGGCUUCCCCAAUGUUGCAGAUUCAAAGAGAUGCAGCAACAAUAAUGCAGCCAUACUUCACAUCUAAUGGGCUGGUGACAAAGGCACUUGAACAUGCUUUCAAGCUGGAGCACAUUAUGGACCUCACACGCUUGCGCUGUCUUGGCUCUCUCUUCUCCAUGCUGCACCAGGCUUGCCGCAAUGUAGCACAGUACAAUGCCAACCAUCCGGACUUCCCAAUGCAGAUAGAUCAGCUAGAACGCUACAUCCAGCGAUACCUAGUGUAUGCGAUCCUAUGGUCAUUCUCUGGAGACAGCCGCCUGAAAAUGAGAGCAGAGCUGGGUGAAUACAUCAGAAGAAUCACAACUGUGCCACUGCCUACUGCACCAAAUAUACCUAUAAUUGAUUAUGAGGUCUCAAUAACUGGCGAGUGGAUACCCUGGCAGUCAAAGGUUCCACAGAUUGAAGUUGAGACUCACAAAGUUGCAGCUCCUGAUGUUGUGGUGCCCACUCUAGACACUGUUCGCCAUGAAGCAUUGCUAUAUACUUGGCUUGCGGAGCACAAACCACUGGUCCUGUGUGGCCCACCAGGGUCUGGAAAGACCAUGACGCUCUUCAGUGCACUCAGAGCUUUGCCUGAUAUGGAGGUGGUUGGUCUGAACUUCUCCAGUGCUACUACUCCAGAGUUACUCCUGAAAACCUUUGACCACUACUGCGAGUACAGGCGUACACCUAAUGGUGUGGUGCUGGCUCCUGUUCAGCUAGGAAAAUGGCUGGUGCUCUUCUGCGAUGAAAUCAACUUGCCAGAUAUGGAUAAAUAUGGCACGCAGAGAGUCAUAUCCUUCAUCAGACAGAUGGUGGAACAUGGAGGUUUUUACCGUACAUCAGACCAGACGUGGGUAAAACUGGAGCGAAUUCAGUUUGUUGGUGCAUGUAACCCACCUACAGAUCCUGGAAGGAAGCCUCUUUCCCAUAGAUUUCUGCGCCAUGUUCCUGUUGUGUACGUGGACUAUCCUGGACCAGCUUCCCUCACUCAGAUCUAUGGCACUUUCAAUCGUGCUAUGUUGCGGCUCAUUCCAUCUCUCCGCACAUAUGCAGAGCCUCUCACUGCAGCUAUGGUUGAGUUCUACACAAUGUCACAGGAAAGGUUUACUCAGGAUACACAGCCGCACUACAUCUAUUCACCCCGUGAAAUGACUCGAUGGGUGAGGGGUAUCUUUGAAGCUCUGAGACCAUUAGAAACACUGCCUGUCGAAGGCCUCAUUAGAAUUUGGGCACAUGAAGCCUUGCGUCUUUUCCAAGACAGGCUUGUGGAAGAUGAGGAGAGAUGGUGGACUGAUGAAAACAUUGACAUGGUAGCUCUGAAACACUUCCCCAACAUAGACAAAGAGAAAGCAAUGACGAGACCCAUUCUGUAUAGCAAUUGGCUAUCAAAGGAUUAUAUCCCAGUUGAUCAAGAAGAGCUAAGAGACUACGUAAAAGCCAGACUGAAGGUUUUCUAUGAAGAAGAACUUGAUGUGCCACUUGUCUUGUUCAAUGAAGUCUUGGACCAUGUGCUAAGAAUUGACAGAAUCUUCCGUCAGCCUCAGGGACACUUGCUUCUUAUUGGUGUUAGUGGCGCAGGAAAAACUACUCUCUCGCGAUUUGUGGCUUGGAUGAAUGGCUUAAGUGUCUACCAAAUUAAGGUGCAUAGAAAGUACACUGGUGAAGACUUCGAUGAAGAUCUGAGAACAGUAUUGAGACGAUCCGGCUGCAAAAAUGAGAAAAUAGCAUUCAUAAUGGAUGAAUCAAAUGUACUCGAUUCUGGAUUCCUGGAGAGAAUGAAUACUCUUCUGGCCAAUGGAGAGGUACCUGGUUUGUUUGAAGGAGAUGAAUAUGCCACACUGAUGACUCAAUGUAAGGAAGGAGCCCAGAAAGAGGGCUUGAUGUUGGAUUCGCAUGAAGAACUUUAUAAAUGGUUCACCAGCCAAGUCAUUCGUAAUCUCCAUGUAGUCUUUACCAUGAACCCAUCUUCUGAAGGCUUGAAGGACAGAGCAGCUACAUCUCCAGCCCUCUUCAAUAGGUGUGUCCUGAACUGGUUUGGAGACUGGUCAACUGAAGCACUUUAUCAAGUUGGCAAAGAGUUCACCAGCAAAAUGGACCUAGAAAAGCCUAACUAUAUUGUGCCAGACUACAUGCCAGUUGUCUAUGACAAGUUGCCACAGCCACCAUCACAUAGGGAAGCCAUUGUGAACAGUUGUGUGUUUGUUCACCAGACUCUUCAUCAGGCUAAUGCUCGUCUAGCCAAACGAGGUGGCAGGACAAUGGCCAUCACUCCUCGUCAUUAUUUGGACUUUAUCAACCACUAUGCCAAUUUAUUCAAUGAAAAACGGAGUGAGCUGGAAGAGCAGCAGAUGCAUUUGAAUGUUGGUCUUAGAAAGAUCAAGGAAACUGUUGACCAGGUGGAAGAACUGCGCCGCGACUUAAGGAUAAAAAGCCAGGAGCUGGAAGUCAAGAAUGCAGCAGCUAAUGAUAAGCUGAAGAAGAUGGUGAAAGAUCAACAAGAGGCUGAGAAGAAAAAGGUUAUGAGCCAGGAAAUCCAAGAGCAGUUGCACAAACAGCAAGAGGGCAUUGCAGACAAGCAGAUGAGUGUGAAGGAAGAUCUGGAUAAAGUAGAACCUGCAGUCAUUGAGGCUCAAAAUGCUGUUAAAUCAAUAAAGAAACAGCAUCUGGUAGAGGUCCGUUCUAUGGCCAACCCACCUGCGGCAGUGAAGCUGGCACUAGAGUCGAUCUGUCUGCUCUUGGGUGAAAGCACAACUGAUUGGAAACAGAUCCGUUCCAUCAUAAUGCGGGAAAACUUCAUCCCAACCAUUGUAAACUUUUCUGCUGAGGAGAUCAGUGAUGCCAUUCGGGAGAAGAUGAAGAAGAACUACUUAUCAAAUCCAAGUUACAACUAUGAAAUUGUGAACAGAGCAUCUUUGGCCUGCGGCCCAAUGGUAAAAUGGGCAAUUGCACAGCUGAACUAUGCUGACAUGUUGAAACGAGUAGAGCCCCUGAGAAAUGAGCUGCAGAAGCUGGAGGAUGAUGCCAAAGACAACCAGAAGAAAGCCAACGAAGUAGAGCAGAUGAUUAGAGACCUGGAGGCCAGCAUUGCCCGCUACAAAGAAGAGUAUGCUGUGCUGAUUUCCGAGGCUCAGGCUAUAAAGGCGGAUCUGGCUGCUGUGGAAGCAAAAGUAAACCGUAGCACAGCUCUCCUGAAGAGUCUGUCUGCGGAGCGUGAAAGGUGGGAAAAAACCAGUGAAACUUUCAAGAACCAGAUGUCCACCAUUGCAGGAGACUGCUUGCUCUCAGGAGCCUUUAUUGCUUAUGCCGGUUACUUUGACCAACAGAUGCGUCAAAACCUGUUCACAACGUGGUCUCAUCACUUGCAACAGGCAAAUAUUCAGUUCCGUACAGACAUUGCCAGAACCGAAUACCUGUCCAAUGCAGAUGAACGCCUUCGCUGGCAAGCAAGUUCCCUCCCUGCAGAUGACCUGUGUACAGAAAAUGCAAUCAUGCUCAAGCGAUUUAACAGAUAUCCCCUGAUUAUUGACCCCUCGGGGCAAGCUACAGAGUUCAUCAUGAAUGAAUAUAAGGAUCGUAAGAUCACUCGUACCAGCUUUUUAGAUGAUGCUUUCAGGAAGAAUUUGGAGAGCGCCUUGCGAUUUGGUAAUCCUCUCCUUGUCCAGGAUGUGGAGAGCUAUGAUCCUGUGCUGAAUCCUGUGCUGAACCGUGAAGUCCGUCGAACUGGAGGUCGAGUUCUUAUUACUCUGGGAGAUCAGGAUAUUGAUUUGUCGCCAUCAUUUGUGAUUUUCCUCUCCACCAGGGAUCCAACAGUUGAGUUUCCACCAGACCUCUGUUCCCGUGUGACUUUUGUCAACUUCACAGUAACGCGUAGCAGCUUACAGAGCCAGUGUCUAAAUGAGGUACUGAAAGCUGAAAGACCAGAUGUGGAUGAGAAACGCUCUGAUCUCCUCAAACUUCAAGGUGAAUUCCAGCUGCGUCUGCGGCAGUUAGAAAAGUCUCUUCUCCAAGCCCUCAAUGAAGUGAAGGGACGAAUCUUGGAUGAUGACACCAUCAUUACUACACUGGAGAACCUGAAGAAGGAGGCAGCUGAGGUUACCAGAAAAGUGGAAGAAACUGACAUUGUCAUGCAAGAGGUGGAGACUGUGUCUCAGCAAUAUCUCCCACUUUCUACUGCAUGCAGCAGUAUCUAUUUUACAAUGGAGUCGCUGAAACAGAUACACUUCUUGUACCAGUACUCCCUCCAGUUUUUCCUGGAUAUCUACCACAAUGUCUUGUAUGAGAACUCAAAUUUGAAGGGAAUUACUGACCAUACCCAGCGUCUUUCCAUCAUCACAAAGGAUCUCUUCCAGGUGGCUUUCAAUAGAGUUGCUCGUGGCAUGCUCCACCAGGAUCACAUAACCUUUGCUAUGCUGUUGGCCAGAAUAAAACUGAAAGGCACUAUUGGGGAGCCCACCUACGAUGCAGAAUUCCAGCAUUUCUUGAGAGGGAAAGAAAUAGUACUCAGCAGCACAACUCUCCCCAAGAUCAGUGGCCUGACUGUAGAACAACUAGAAGCCAUGAUGAGGUUGAGCUGCCUUCCUGCAUUUAAGGAUUUGGUUUCUAAAGUUAAAGCUGAUAAUCAAUUCUGCAUUUGGCUAGAUAGCAGUUCCCCAGAGCAGACUGUACCGUAUCUGUGGACAGAAGACAAACCUGCCACACACAUUGGGCAGGCCAUCCAUCACUUGCUUCUGAUCCAGGCUUUCCGUCCUGAUCGCUUACUGGCAAUGGCACAUCAUUUUGUUUCCACAAACCUUGGAGAAAGCUUUAUGUCUAUUAUGGAACAGCCUUUGGAUCUGGCUCACAUCGUGGAUACAGAGGUGAAGCCUAAUACACCUGUACUGAUGUGCUCUGUACCUGGCUAUGAUGCCAGUGGGCAUGUUGAAGACCUUGCUGCUGAGCAGAACACGCAGAUCACCUCUAUUGCUAUUGGUUCCGCUGAAGGAUUUAACCAAGCAGAUAAGGCAAUCAAUACGGCAGUGAAGUCGGGCAGAUGGGUCAUGCUAAAGAAUGUCCACUUGGCACCUGGAUGGCUGAUGCAACUGGAAAAGAAGCUACAUUCUCUUCAGCCUCAUGCAUGCUUUAGACUCUUCCUUACAAUGGAGAUAAACCCAAAAGUGCCAGUGAACUUGCUGCGUGCUGGAAGAAUCUUUGUGUUUGAACCACCCCCUGGUGUGAAGGCCAACAUGCUGAGAACCUUUAGCAGCAUUCCUGUCUCUAGAAUGUGCAAGUCACCAAACGAGCGUGCUCGUCUCUAUUUCCUCCUUGCUUGGUUCCAUGCCAUCAUUCAAGAGCGUCUGAGAUACGCUCCUCUCGGCUGGUCAAAAAAAUACGAAUUUGGUGAAUCUGAUCUAAGAUCUGCAUGCGAUACUGUGGAUACAUGGCUGGAUGACACAGCAAAGGGCCGCCAGAAUAUCUCUCCUGACAAGAUUCCAUGGUCUGCUCUGAAGACUCUGAUGGCUCAGUCAAUUUAUGGAGGACGCAUUGAUAACGAAUUUGACCAGCGCCUAUUGAACACUUUCCUGGAACGCCUCUUCACCACUUUAAGCUUUGACAGUGAAUUCAAACUGGCUUGCAAGGUUGAUGGGCAUAAAGACAUUCAGAUGCCAGACGGAAUCAGGCGUGAAGAAUUUGUCCAGUGGGUUGAACUACUGCCAGAUACACAAACCCCAUCCUGGCUUGGGUUACCGAACAAUGCUGAAAAGGUUCUUCUCACCACGCAGGGUAUUGAUAUGAUCAGUAAAAUGCUGAAAAUGCAAAUGUUAGAAGAUGAGGAUGAUUUAGCCUAUGCUGAGACUGAGAAAAAGGCACGAACAGACUCCACCUCAGACGGCCGGCCAGCCUGGAUGCGAACAUUGCACACUACUGCUUCCAACUGGCUCCACCUCAUCCCGCAGACACUGAACCAUCUGAAACGAACCGUGGAAAACAUUAAGGAUCCUUUGUUCAGGUUCUUUGAGAGAGAAGUGAAGAUGGGAGCCAAACUCCUUCAGGAUGUUCGUCAAGAUCUUGCAGAUGUUGUUCAAGUGUGUGAAGGAAAGAAGAAACAGACCAACUAUCUGCGGACACUUAUUAAUGAACUAGUGAAAGGCAUCCUGCCUCGUAGCUGGUCUCACUACACAGUGCCAGCUGGUAUGACGGUUAUACAAUGGGUGUCAGACUUCAGUGAACGCAUUAAGCAGCUACAGAAUAUUUCCCAGGCAGCUGCUGGUGGUGGAGCAAAAGAACUAAAGAACAUCCAUGUAUGCUUGGGAGGUCUGUUUGUACCUGAGGCCUACAUUACUGCUACAAGGCAAUAUGUGGCUCAAGCCAACAGCUGGUCCCUUGAAGAACUCUGUCUGGAAGUCAAUGUUACAACAACUCAGAAUGCAGUGCUGGAUGCCUGCAGUUUUGGAGUAACAGGGCUGAAGCUUCAGGGAGCCACAUGCAAUAACAACAAGCUGUCCCUUUCCAAUGCUAUCUCAACAGUAUUGCCCAUAACUCAGCUCCGCUGGAUCAAACAGACAAAUGCUGAUAAAAAGUCUAAUGUGGUGACAUUGCCAGUUUAUCUGAACUUCACUCGUGCUGAUUUGAUCUUCACAGUUGACUUUGAAAUUGCUACCAAGGGAGACCCUCGGAGUUUCUAUGAACGUGGCGUGGCUGUUCUGUGUACUGAGUAGAAAGUAGCCUAUAACCAGCAUAGAGACACUUUUGCGUCUGUAAUCCAAUUCUAGAAAGCUGUUUUUAACAUUGCAAGGGAAAGUUAAGUUGUCAAAUGGUUAUGUAGAGGACACUAAGGUUAAUGUAUUUGAAAAGGGGCUCGAUGCUGACUGUUGGACUGCAUGGAACAGUUAAAUUGUCAGAUGGCUGUGUAGAGGUGACUAAGACUGAUGUAUUUAAAAGGUAACUAGAAGUUGACUGCUAGGAGGGUUUGGUUUUAGGUGGUUCUAGAGUGAUGUACUGAUGUUGGAUUAAUGCUUAAAUAAAACUUCACAGCAUGA